This is a messenger RNA of Aegilops tauschii subsp. strangulata, 2241 nucleotides long. RefSeq lists its product as uncharacterized. The record is from RefSeq and is a predicted model, not a curated record. NCBI's taxonomy places the organism in Eukaryota, Viridiplantae, Streptophyta, Magnoliopsida, Poales, Poaceae.
AUGCCGCCCAAAGUCCAGUCGCCCGGUCCUGACCGCAGGGGGCUCUUUUCCUGCCUGUACAGCGGCAAUUGCGACGAACCCCCUAGCUUCUGUUUCAAACGUGAUCUCCUCGCGUCCAUCCCCGACUUAUACGAGGAGGCGUACGACCGGCUGCCCGUCGACGACAUGACAGCCGAAGCCGCCGACCAACUGAUCUCAUCCAUGGGCAAAUACGGCCUCUGCCUCGGCCUCAUGGACCCCGUCACUAACAUCAUCCUCAACACCAUCUCCCACCUCCCUCGGGACUUCCAGGCAAACCCACCGCCUUCGCACGGCUGUAAGAGGAGGAGGAGGUCCAAGAGGUUGGCUGGCGCAGCGCGGCCCAGGGAUAGUUGGUCCAGUACCAUUGGGCUAACCUUCCCUAGGGAUACCUGGCCCAGAGAUGCCGCGCCAUCCUAUCUAGCUCUACGUAGAUUUAUGGUCAGAUACUUCGGAUGCCUCAGUGCAGAACAGGCCACCCGGUACCUCCACUGGGCGGGCGCCGACCUCGCCCUCGCUGUUCUGCUUGUCGAGCACGAUCUUUACGCUGCUGAGCUUGAGCUCCCCGACCCCGCCUCCAAAAGGACACAAGCUUCCCUCAUGAGCACUGCAACCUGUGCGUCGCACCCAGCGCCCGACGCCCUGGUGCGGCUCCACACGACGCCCCUUCCCCUACAGAGGCUCCUCGCCACCGCCUCGUUCCUCAGGCCAGGAGGGCCCAAGCUCACUGUCGACGACGUCAACACCCUCGUGGAUCUACUGCGGUAUCAGGGCAGUGCACACCUCGACCUCCAGGUGAAACAGCUGCCAGCAGGAAGAGAGGUCGUCGUGUAUUGCCGAAACCUCAAGCCCAAUGAAGGGAAGCUUGAGAUUUGCAAUAGCACAAGCUCCGUGGAUGGAUUCGAUGUUGUCAGCAUCAAGGUCGAGCGUCAUGGGGACCUCUUUGCGUCACUACGGUCUGAUCCUCAAGACAAGAGGUCCAUGAUAUCAACCUUUUUAGCAAAGGCCGCGAGAACCGCUCGAAGCCGCGGUUUGGUAGAGAGCUGCAGUGGCGAUGCAUGUGAGUACACCGAGUCUCUUAGGAUGAGGCUUCACAGUGCAAUCCACGCUUUCUAUCUCAAAGUGUUCACCAUGUUACCGCCCUCUACGGGGCUCAUCCGCGACAUAUUGUGGGCUGGCCACUGCUAUGGCCCCAUGGAUCCUGUCUCCAACAUCAUAGUCAACUCUAUUUGGCACAACAUAGUGUACCUGCUACCCCUGUCCGAAAUCAAAGAGCAUCACAUCAUCAACACCCUAUCUAUGCUUCGCGUGGAGGUUCGUUCCUUGGAAGGCCUCAUCACCCUCGUCCGAGGAAUCUCCGAGUCUGGCUACUCGACGCAGCAGGUGAUGGAGCACGUCUCCCACAAAUGUUGUGACAUAUCUCAUGAGACGCACACCUUGCAGCAGUUUGUUGCCGCAGCCACAACCGCUCGACACCCACAGCAUGCUGCACUAGGGUCAUUCCUCGCAUCCCUGACGCCCGAUAUGUUGAAUGACCUACGACGCUUGCUGACCACUGGCACCAAUGGUGUGAUCCCUCGUGAGUCGAUUGGUCAAAUAGAGUACUUCCUCCGACAAAAAGUAAUGGCGUUGGAUCCCGAACCUCCCAAGGUGGCCGAAUUAUGCGAGGAGGCUAAGGGGACUCUUCUGAGAAUGAAGUCAUAUUAUAACAGAAUGAGAUUACACUUUUGCUCUAGGCUUGAACAACUGCUGCAGAAAUAUGCCUCUGAGCAUCCUUUGAUAUGUAGCUUUGAACCACAAUAUGUGCUAAGUGUUAUCUGUGGUGUGGUGGCUGGUUCUGAAUCCUUAGACAGGGAGUGCUAUCACGUUAAUUUUGUGGCUGCUUCCAAAUCAGGGAUUGCUCGUAACCAACUCUUCUUCGCCGAACUCAAUUAUUCGUAUCCUGGUGAGCAGGAAAAACCAAAUUUCUGCUGUCCUCUACCCCUGAUAUAUACUGGCCGUUGCUACUAUGGAAAGGGAACCGCAAGGAAGAUUGUGUAUCCAGAUUCAGCAGACUUUAUUAAGAGUAACCAUGAUAUUACCCGCUAUGGAACGCGGCACACGGAAGGAAUUUUGGACGCGGAUUUAAUGUUCGAUUUUAGGAGCGACGCACAGUUUGCAGAAGAUAUGAGGAAGUACUGUGAGCGUCAAAAAGAGUUGUCGCGGGAGGGUGAUGAGUAUUAA